AUGGCGGAUGUAUCAUCGGCCGCGGCAACAGAUGGUGCAACUAUCGCAACACCCAUCAAUCUUAUUCUCAUUGCUCUCUUGAUGAUCCUGGCAUACUACCGCCUCAGUCCCAAGACAGCACUCACCCUACCGACUCCACCAGCACCGACAGUCUUUAAGACCUUCACUCCUCCCGAUCUCGAGCCUUACAACGGCCGCAACAAUAUGCCCGUCUAUCUCGCAGUUCGCGGCAGAGUGUUCGAUGUGACACCUGGACGUAACUUCUACGGCCCAGGAGGCCCUUAUGCCAACUUCGCUGGACGCGACGCGAGUAGGGGCUUGGCCUGUGGCAGCUUCGACGAAGAUAUGUUGACCAAAGAUCUGAACGGACCGCUCGACACUCUGUCGGACUUGGGUGACGAGGAGAUGGAAGCUCUAAGAGGCUGGGAGGAGAGGUUCUCGGAGAAGUACUUGGUCGUCGGCAAACUUGUGCAUGUAGGCAGUGAUGAAGCCAAUGAUGCCACUCCAGCGGAGAAGCUGUGA
Messenger RNA from Aureobasidium subglaciale EXF-2481, 522 nucleotides. RefSeq lists its product as uncharacterized. Gene Ontology annotation, cellular component: endomembrane system; membrane. The transcript has 3 exons. The coding region runs from base 1 to 522 and encodes 173 amino acids. The record is from RefSeq and is a predicted model, not a curated record. NCBI's taxonomy places the organism in Eukaryota, Fungi, Ascomycota, Dothideomycetes, Dothideales, Saccotheciaceae.